Messenger RNA from Sebastes umbrosus (honeycomb rockfish), 4060 nucleotides. RefSeq lists its product as uncharacterized. The transcript has 7 exons. Lineage: Eukaryota; Metazoa; Chordata; Actinopteri; Perciformes; Sebastidae. Bases 262 to 3636 code for a protein of 1124 amino acids. Gene Ontology annotation, biological process: lipoprotein metabolic process; lipid transport. Gene Ontology annotation, cellular component: extracellular region; membrane. Gene Ontology annotation, molecular function: lipid binding. The record is from RefSeq and is a predicted model, not a curated record.
AGUUAGUUGAGUUGGUGUUGGUUCGACCUGCUGAUGUGGAGAAAGGAAAAUUAAACCAAACUGCGUCAACUGUUGAAGUUUUGUCAACAAAAGUCCUGAACAGUUAAACUAAACUGAUGAUGUUAACAGAUUCAGCCAACACAUGAGUUGGUUGUCUCUAUAUGAAACAAUCAGAUGUCCAAUCUUGAUUUAUUUUUAUUUUAACCUCGCAGGUAGACCUAAUAAUAAGACGAGGCCCUGAUAAGGAACUGGAGACAGCAUAUGGAGAGGACAAACAUGUCUGCUGCAAGAAAAGAACUACAGAAGGCCUUGUGCUGCUACACCGCAGAUACCCUCAUCUACAUCGACACAGUGAGAGAGUUCUGUGAGAGGAGCCCUGAAUGGAUGCUUGGGAGGGAGAAAGAGUUUCACAUGAUGGUGGACAUCAAAGAUAGGGCUGACAGCAUCGUCCUAAAAAUCGGCCAUGUUACCCAGUCAGAGAACAAAGGUAAGGCCUUUUUGAAAUAUAUGAAGAGCAAGGUGACUGCAGACAGCAGACGUGCAGAGUUGGAGAAGGAGCUGGCAGCUGUGCUGAAGGACACUCUGGGAGGCCUGCAGAAGCUCCACAGCUUCCUGGAUGCAGUGGAGAAUCUGGCGGUCACCUCACUCCAUGUGUUCAUGGAGGAGAACCUGGCGUUACAUUUGCCAAAAGGGAUCAGCCUCGAACAAGUUCAGGUUGUCAUCACUGCUGCACGGGAAAUCUGCCCUCUCCUCGUCGAGUUUAAAAGAGAUACAAGUGUCUUCUUCCUUCCCAAACUUCAGAAUGUGGAAGUGCUGUCAUAUCAGCUGGACAGAUACAUCCAGACCACCCAGACAAUCUGUGAGAAGUUAGAGAAAAGCUCCUUCAGUGACUUUUGCCUGAAUAUGAACGACGAAACUCUGGUAGACCUCGAUGUGGAUUUGUCUGAAGAUGACUUACAAAGGAUGCUUCAUCACAUUAAUCAGCUUGAUGAAAUCAGGAUGAACCAGAGCUUCCGGACGGUGUUCCUGUUUCAGGAGGAACCAUGUUCUGGCUUCAUCAGUGAGUUCAGCGACCGAAAGCCCAGGAUGCUGCAGUUUCUAGAAAACCUGGAGGAGAAUGCUGUUCAGCUAGACAGGAUGAAUAAGGGGGCAAAGAUCUCCAGUGUGGCAGGCAGCUCGGUAGGGGCAGCUGGAGGUGUGCUUUCCAUCAUUGGUUUGGCAUUAAUUCCUGUAACAGCUGGAGCGUCUCUAAUUCUGACAAUGACUGGGUUGGGGCUGGGAAUUACCAGCGGAGUCAACAGUUUAGUCACCACCGUCACAGAGGUUGUCGUGAACCAUAAACAUAAAGAGAAAGCCAAUGAGACCUUCCAGAGCUUCAUGGAGAAUGUGCAGUGUCUCCAGGAUUGUCUGGAGGAGGUCACCAAAAGGGAAACGAGCCAGAUAGAUGUGGUUGUGGGAAUAGGCAAGUUGUUUGGUAACGUUUGUGCUACUGGGAAGGCUAUCGAUGGAAUUGUUGAUGCUGCCUCAGCUUAUAUUUUAACAACUGAGGAGCUGGCUGUUAGUGCUGGCAGAGUGGCAUUGCAGGAAGGAAAAGCAUUACGUAACGUACCCAGGAUGGCGGCAGAUAUCCCAGAUAUUGGUCAGGCAGCAGCCAAAGCGCCUCUCGCCCUCUCCAACUCAGCAAGAGCCGGUUUCAUCGGGCUCAACGCUCUCUUCAUCGGCAUGGAUGUCUUCUUCAUCUGUAAAGACAGCAUCAGUCUGGCCAAAGGCAGCGAGACUGAAGACUCUCAGUUCAUCAGAGCCAGAGCUGCACUCUGGCGUUCGGAGAUUGACUCAUGGCAGAAGAUCCAUGACUUCCUGUGCAAAGGUCAGCUGACAUCAAAGGAAAACAAAGCUGUCCUGGAGACGCCAUUUUAUCCAGAGAGGGAGAUGAAAAAAGAACUACAGGAGGCCUUGUGCUGCUACACCGCAGAUACCCUCAUCUACAUCGACACAGUGAGAGAGUUCUGUGAGAGGAGCCCUGAAUGGAUGCUUGGGAGGGAGAAAGAGUUGCACAUGAUGGUGGACAUCAAAGAUAGGGCUGACAGCAUCGGCCUAAAAAUCGGCCAUGUUACCCAGUCAGAGAACAAAGGUAAGGCCUUUUUGAAAUAUAUGAAGAGCAAGGUGACCCUGUUGACUGCAGCCAGCAGACGUGCAGAACUGGAGAAGGAGCUGGCUGCUGUGCUGAAGGACACUCUGAGUGGCCUGGAGAAGCUCCACUGCUUCCUGGAUGCAGUGGAGAAUCUGGCGGUCACCUCACUCCAUGUGUUCAUGGAGGAGAACCAGGGGUUACAUUUGCCAGAAGGGAUCAGCCUCGAACAAGUUCAGGUUGUCAUCACUGCUGCACGGAAAAUCUGCCAUCUCCUCCUCAAGUUUAAAAGCGAUACAAGUGUCUUCUUCCUUCCCAAACUUCAGAAUGUGGAAGUGCUGUCAUAUCAGCUGAACAGAUACAUCAAGACCACCCAGAAAAUCUGUGAGAAGUUAGAGAAAAGCUCCUUCAGUGACUUUUGCCUGAAUUUGAACGACGAAACUCUGGUAGACAUCGAUGUGGAUUUGUCUGAAGAUGACAUACAAAGGAUGUUUCAUCACAUUAAUCAGCUUGAUGAAAUCAGGUUGAACCAGAGCUUCCGGACGGUGUUCCUGUUUCAGGAGGAACCAUGUUCUGACUUCAUCAGUGAGUUCAGCGAGCGAAAGCCCAGGAUGCUGCAGUCUCUAGAAGACCUGGAGGAGAAUGCUGUUCAGCUAGACAGGAUGAAUAUGGGGGCAAAGAUCUCCAGUGUGGCAGGCAGCUCGGUGAGGGCAGCUGGAGGUGUGAUUUCCAUCGUUGGUUUGGCAUUAGGUCCUGUAACAGCUGGAGCGUCUCUAGUUCUGACAAUGACUGGUUUGGGGCUGGGAAUUACUAGCAGAGUCAACAGUGCCGUCACCACCGCCACAGAGGUUGGCGUGAACCAUAAACAUCAAAAGAAAGCCAGUGAGACCUUCCAGAGCUUCAUGGAGGAUAUGCAGUGUCUCCAGGAUUGUCUGGAGGAGGUCACCAUUAGGAAAACGAGCCAGAUAGAUGUGGUUGUGGGAGUAGGCAUUGUGCUUGGUAAAGCUGGGUAUGAUAUCCGAAAUCUUGUUCAAAAGGUCUCAGCCUUUAAGAAGUUAAAAACUGAGGAGCUGGCUGUAAGUGCUGGCAGAGGGGCAGUGCAGGAAGAAAAAGCAUUACGUAACGUGCCCAGGGUGGCGGCAGAUAUCCCAGAUAUUGGUCAGGCAGAAGCCAAAGGGCCUCUUGCCCGCUCCAACUCAGUCAGUGUCAGUACCAUCACGUUCAGCGCUCUCUUCCUCGGCAUGGAUGUCUUCUCCAUCUGUAAAGACAGCAUUAGUCUGGGCAAAGGCAGCGAGACUGAAAUCUCUCAGUUCAUCAGAGCCAGAGCUGCACUCUGGCGUUUGGAGAUGGACUCAUGGCAGAAGAUACAUGACUUCCUGUGUGAAGGUCAGCUGACAUCAAAGGAAAACAAAGCUUUCCUGGAGAUGCCAUUUUAUCCAGAGAGGGAGAUGAAGAAACUCGGAGAAACAGAAAUGGAAAUUCCAUUUGAUGAAGUGGAUGAAAAGUGAAAGAGGAAAGUUCUUGUGUAAUACAGUAGUGCUCAGAGACAAUACCAACUCUGACACUCUGAUCAGAUAUGAGAUCCAUUUAAACUUUGCUUACAGCUCACUGUUCAGCAUCAAACAUGAUUAAUAUCUAUCAUAUUUUUAAUCAGCUGUAAUUCUCAUGGCAUAAACCAAUGUAUCGCUAAACCUGCUUCAAAACAUAACGCACUGUCAUUUAGCGCUUUACCUGAUGAUAAAUGUAACUGAAAAAUAUAAUUACUAUUUUAAUUCUAGAGUUGUAAUUACUGUCAUAUAAAAAUAUAAUUAGAGCAAAAAAUGUUAUGCACAAUACAUUCUGUACAAUCUGUAUGAUCUUCAUUAUUAUGUAUGUAUAAUUCAGUCUGCCAUUUCUCUUGCACAAAAAUAAAUACAAUUUUAAAAAGUAAAA